Molecule: messenger RNA, 697 nt
Organism: Cajanus cajan (pigeon pea)
Lineage: Eukaryota; Viridiplantae; Streptophyta; Magnoliopsida; Fabales; Fabaceae
Gene: NUDX1
Product: nudix hydrolase 1
Biological process (GO): dGTP catabolic process
Cellular component (GO): cytosol
Molecular function (GO): 8-oxo-7,8-dihydrodeoxyguanosine triphosphate pyrophosphatase activity
Source: RefSeq, a predicted model, not a curated record
AGUGAGAACUCAGAAGUGAGGCAACAGAGACCUCAAAUGGAACACAACAAAGGAGACCUGACGCCGGAGCCGCGGGUGGCGGUCGUCGUUUUCCUCUUGAAGGGCAGAUCGGUGCUCCUCGGCCGCCGUCGCGCCUCCGUUGGCAAUGCCACCUUUGCUCUCCCUGGCGGCCACCUCGAAUUCGGGGAGAGUUUUGAGGAAUGUGCAGCUAGAGAAGUGAAAGAGGAAACAGGGUUGGAGAUAAGGAACGCAGAGUUUCUGACUGUAACGAACAACGUGAUGUUGGAUCAGCCUAAAAAGUGCCACUAUGUGACCAUUUUCAUGAGAGUAAUUGUGGGCGUGGAUGCCCCAAAAGAAGAGCAAGAGCCACAAAAUCUAGAGCCUCACAAGUGUGAUGGUUGGGAUUGGUAUGAAUGGGAUCAUUUGCCGCAACCUUUGUUUGGGCCACUCGAGAAAAUGGUCAAAGGAGGUUAUGACCCAUUUUCGUCCUAAUUCUGUUUUUCAUGUAUGCUUUUUUGAAUAUGCUCGGGUAGCUAUGUGUUUGGGCUAGGUUUUCUUUUUGGUGUGAUGUGGAUUUUGUAGUUCAGUUUGCCAUAUUUUGAUGAAGUGCAUGUGUGAUCUCUCCUAUUGCCAUAUUUUGUUGUUGAGUAGGUGCAUCUUAUUGAUAAUAAGUAAUAUUAAUUAAUUUUUUUAAUUA